GUCCAGUCCAGUGGGAGAAGAGACACUCUGCUUGUCAGACCUGACAUACGCUAAACUCACCCACCUCCAUCAUGGUGUAUCCAGGUGUGCUGAUUGGACUCUUCCUGUUCUCUCUGAUCUCCUCUGGGGUAUCAGCAGAGGAAGUGGAUCAGAACACUCUUGCUAAAAUCAUUCAAUUCAUUAACACCAACUAUCAACCACCUGGACAGACUGACAGCGGUGAUGGUGUCCAGUAUGCUGUGGCUAUCAAUGUCCCGAAAGAAAAGUGUGGGCCCGGAUUCAGUGAGGGCGGCUUCCUUAGUGUAGAUAGCGCAAAAACGGUCAAGGAGGCCCUCGAAAACCACAAUCUCUACCAGGGAACACAGCUGGUCGCUGCCACACCAAAAGGCGAAAAAACAACCGCAGUCCACUCAGAGCGUGCCUUACUCAUGUGCGAGGCCAGCAGCGAUGCUGUUACUCCUGUGCAGAACCUGCUGAAUAAGGACCAAAAUGGCUGUGUGGUGUUCUACACCUACAACUCUCCGUGUCUGGACUUCUGCCUGAACCAAGCAAAGGACGACAACGAACAGAACCGGGAGAAUAAACAGAAUGAAAGGAACCAAAAAAAAAAUAUAGAGUCUACUGCCGCCCCCGCUGUGAAGAAGUGCAUAUUGAAAUCUCUCAGUGUGCUGACCAAUCACGUUGGUCCCAAGGCCUUUGUGUUCAGUAGGGUCUACAGGAAAGACGAAAACAAGCCCACACUGAAAGCUGCCCUGAAGGUGGUUGCUGAGCAGGUCCCCCUCUACAAGUGUGAUGCAGGCUCCUGUGUCAAGUGCCUGAGCGACGGUGAGAUUAUCAGUCAAUGUCUGUCCUGAGACAGAAACAUUAC
Clupea harengus (Atlantic herring) is the source of this 868-nucleotide messenger RNA. RefSeq lists its product as uncharacterized. The record is from RefSeq and is a predicted model, not a curated record. Lineage: Eukaryota; Metazoa; Chordata; Actinopteri; Clupeiformes; Clupeidae. The coding region runs from base 72 to 854 and encodes 260 amino acids. The transcript is spliced from 3 exons.